UUUCAUAAUGAGGCUGGUUUCUCCUAUACUUUGUAGAUUUAUAAUACCUAUUUUGUUGUGGCUGGUUCCAUCGGGGAAGACAGCCUGUGAUCCAUGUGCGGAUAAUCAGUCAACAAUGAUAUACGACAAAAAUUUUCUUGAUAGUAAUCAAAGUAUUAAUGAUGAGCCGGCAAGUAGAUGUGAUAAUUGUGAUCAAAAUACCAUAUCAAAGGUUAUUAAUUUUUAUAUAUUUGGGCCCAUAUAA
This is a messenger RNA of Meloidogyne enterolobii, 244 nucleotides long. Lineage: Eukaryota; Metazoa; Nematoda; Chromadorea; Rhabditida; Meloidogynidae. The record is from the annotation of a GenBank genome assembly.